AUGUCCUCUUCCAACCAGUCCAGAGAUGCCUCCAUUUUUUUCCUAAUGGGGAUUCCAGGCCUGGAGGGUGCUCACUUCUGGAUUGGCUUCCCCUUCUGCUCCAUGUAUCUGGUUGCUUUGGUGGGGAACAUCACCAUCCUCUUUGUGGUCAGGAGGGAGCCCAGCCUUCACUUGCCCAUGUAUUAUUUCCUUUGCAUGUUAGCCAUCCUUGACUUGGUGCUGUCCACCUCCACAGUGCCCAAGAUCCUUGGCAUCUUCUGGUUCCACUCCCACACAAUUGGCUUCAAAGCCUGCAUGACCCAGAUGUUCUUCAUUCAUGGUUUCUCAGCUGUGGAGUCAGGCGUGCUGCUCGCCAUGGCCUUUGACCGCUAUGUGGCAAUCUGUGCCCCUCUGCGCUACACCACCAUCCUCACCAGUUCCGUCAUUGCCAAGAUUGGAUGUGCAGCCUUCAUGAGGGGCAUUGGGUUCAUGACCCCUCUGACCUGCAUGGUUAGCCACCUCCCUUAUUGUGGGCCCAACAUCAUUACACAUUCCUACUGCGAGCACAUGGCUGUGGUAAAGCUGGCCUGUGCAGAUACGACACCCAACAACAUCUAUGGGAUCACUGCCGCCACCUUUGUGGUGGGCUCAGAUUCAGUCUUCAUUGCAGUCUCCUAUGUGCUCAUUCUCAGGGCAGUCCGGGGGCUCUCUUCUAAGGAGGCCCAGCAGAAGUCCUUCGGCACAUGUGGCUCCCACAUCUGUGUCAUCCUGAUCUUCUACACGCCUGCCCUUUUCUCCUUUUACACACAGCGCUGGGGACACAAUAUCCCUGCACACAUCCACAUCUUCUUGGCUGACCUUUAUCUCCUGGUGCCCCCCAUGCUGAACCCCAUCAUCUACGGCAUGAAAACCAAGCAACUCCGCCAGCAAGUGCUGAAGCCAUUCUUUGCAGCCCACUCUGAGUCUUGA
This is a messenger RNA of Candoia aspera, 948 nucleotides long. Its product is annotated as olfactory receptor 52P1-like. Gene Ontology annotation, cellular component: plasma membrane. The record is from RefSeq and is a predicted model, not a curated record. The transcript has a single exon. Gene Ontology annotation, biological process: G protein-coupled receptor signaling pathway. Gene Ontology annotation, molecular function: olfactory receptor activity; G protein-coupled receptor activity. NCBI's taxonomy places the organism in Eukaryota, Metazoa, Chordata, Lepidosauria, Squamata, Candoiidae. Bases 1 to 948 code for a protein of 315 amino acids.